GCAGGACGCCAAUUUUCGUCUGCUGCUUUGACUUGACUUAUCCGGUCGAUUUUUUUUUUUUAUUUCUUUCUAUUUAAGCUAAAAUCAUGUUCAACAGAAUAUUUACCUCCGUAAAACCUUUCAUGGUUGACACAUUUGUUCACCAGCAAUCUCCUUUGAAAUGCUCCAGCAUUUUUAACAUCCUGGGGAUACAGUUGAGAACCUAUAAUCCCAAGGUGAAUAUCGAGUGGGUUCCACCACCAAAAGUUUCUUGCUUAGAUCCUUCAAAAAGUGGAGAUAGAGGUACUCUACCCAAGUUGGAUUUGAGCCGCCCUCAAACCCGAUUCACUCGCAAAAGAACACCAGCAGAGUUUGCAGAUCGUGAUGAUCUAUCACCUGAGAUCAAGAAAAUCAAUUCCCUUGAGUACGCACCUCUAAAAAAACAAAUUCAGGCCAUCAAGCAAGAUGUUCUAAGGACGGUUCAGAGGCAUACAUUCGAUUGUGCAUCAUUGGAAUCUACAAUUGCCUGUCUGACCAUCAAAAUCCGCAAUCAGCAGCGCCAUACAUCAGCUUGGAAAAGAGACAAGUUUUCUCUCGUCACUUGCAAGGAGAACAUUGAACGGCGCAACGCCCUGCUGAAACACCUCAGGGCGUACGAUUACAAACGAUUCGAAUGGCUUUUGGAGAAACUUGAACUCGUCUACCAUCCGCAUCCCACUACCAUGGAACCAGUCACCCGUAAAGGCUCCAUAAUGAAGCUGACGACUAUUUACUGCGACAGGAUGCGCAACAAACGUCUGGAUGAUUACAGGAAGGAAUUAGAAAAAGAGAAACUGAAAUUCGCCGAAGAAAAAGCCCAGCUAGAGAAAUGGAUUCAAGAAGAAGAGCAACAACUCGGUUUGAGAAAGUAACAAAACAUAAAUCAAUUGACUCUUAAAUUUAGUAAAAAAGAAACAAAAAAUAUACACAAAUGGUUUUUGAUUCAGAGA
Messenger RNA from Daphnia pulicaria, 968 nucleotides. RefSeq names its product 28S ribosomal protein S15, mitochondrial-like. Gene Ontology annotation, cellular component: ribosome. Lineage: Eukaryota; Metazoa; Arthropoda; Branchiopoda; Diplostraca; Daphniidae. The transcript is spliced from 5 exons. Bases 87 to 890 code for a protein of 267 amino acids. Gene Ontology annotation, molecular function: structural constituent of ribosome. The record is from RefSeq and is a predicted model, not a curated record. Gene Ontology annotation, biological process: translation.